UAAGAUUUUUGAGCCUUCGGUACAGAUAAAAAUGUGGCAACACUGGCGCUGACAGAUCCGCCAUCGCAGGUAAACAGAAAACAAAAUACAUCAAGCUGCUUCUGUCUGUUACUAGUGUUUUUGCCCGAAAAAUGGACGCUUCCAAAGGUUCCCGCGUAACCGCCGAGAGUGGCUCGUUCUGUCGCCUGUGCCUUAAGACCGAUUCCAUCGAGGUGAUCGUUCAAUCCCCAGAGGAAGCAAACGAGUCACUUUUGAGCAUCAUCAGCGAGUGCCUCUCGAUAUGGUUAACGAUAACGGAGGACUUUCCGCUGGCCAUUUGCCACUCGUGCUCGAUGUCGUUGGAGGCAAUCCGCCAGUUUCGGUACAAUUGCCAGCAAUGUGAUUUCUAUCUGCGCAGUCAACGAUCGUCGGCCGCCAGUCACCAGCAACCUUCCGGGAUGGUGGAUUUGGAUUCCGCAGUAGAUCAAAAACCCAUCAUCGGCCACGGGCAGGUCGGUCCGACGGCGAUGGUCCAACAGGAAUCGUAUUCGAUUCAGGAAGUGGGAUAUGAGGAAUCGGUUAUUACUGCCGGUCCGAACUACGGUGGCCAAAUGACGGAACAGGUAGAAACGCCAACGACGCAGGGGGCGGCUGCUGCGGAUGUUAACAUAUCACUGAAGAAGUUCGACUGUCCGGAAUGUGGCAAGCAGUUGUACAGUUCCCGGAUGUUGGCGCAGCAUGUGGUUCGGGAGCAUAGGUUGUGUCACGGAUGCGAUAACUGCGGAAUGUCUUACAACAAUGAACAGAAGUUGCAUUCUCACAAGGAGAGCUGCUCGGGGCGGCCGUCGAAGUUUAUGUGCACUCAAUGUCCCAGCGCGAAGGUGUUCGCCACAGCCAUCAGUCUGUCGAUGCACCUGUACUAUGCCCAUGACAGUCUUGAAUCCGUGGUCUAUCGGUGCGAGGCUUGUAAGAAGAAUUUUAAAAAUCGAACCGGGCUGAAAUACCACUACAAUGCGCGCCACGGUUGUACGAUGGUCGAGUGCGAAAUCUGUCGCAGGCCAUUCCCCACGGAGGAGAGCCUGUACUAUCACAAGCAGGCGGACCACUAAAAGACUAUAGGAAAUCAUCCAGGCUAACAGUAUUGUACAAAUGUAUUUUGGCAGAAAAUUUUACCACAAAAUAAAAAGCAAACAUUUUUAUAUAA
This is a messenger RNA of Aedes albopictus (Asian tiger mosquito), 1183 nucleotides long. RefSeq names its product GDNF-inducible zinc finger protein 1. The record is from RefSeq and is a predicted model, not a curated record. Lineage: Eukaryota; Metazoa; Arthropoda; Insecta; Diptera; Culicidae. Gene Ontology annotation, cellular component: nucleus. Gene Ontology annotation, molecular function: zinc ion binding. The transcript has 2 exons. Bases 132 to 1088 code for a protein of 318 amino acids.